Molecule: messenger RNA, 1266 nt
Organism: Effrenium voratum
Lineage: Eukaryota; Dinophyceae; Suessiales; Symbiodiniaceae
Source: the annotation of a GenBank genome assembly
GAGGUGUCGUUGAAGAAGCCCGGGGUCACCGCCCGCGUGAUGCCCAGCUUCCUGCGCUUCGGCUCAGCUCAGCUGGCGGCCAAGCGCCAGGGCCCGCAAGGCCUGGUGCGCUUGGCUCGGUUUGCCCUGGGCGUGCUGGCGCGCACUGAGCGUGCAGGCGUUGCGGCGCCCCCUGGAUCGGAGUCUUUGCCCCCGCCUCUCCGUGAGAGCUGCUUCUUUGGGAGCCAGCGGAGCUGCGCUCAUGAGGCAGACGCGCUCUCAGAUGACGCGGUGCUGCGGUGCCUGCUGGAGCGAACUGUGCAGCGCACCGCCGCGCUUGUGGCAGCGUGGAUGGCAGUCGGCUUUGCCCACGGCGUCAUGAACACGGACAACCUCAGUCUGUUGGGUCUGACGGUGGACCUCAACGUCUAUGGCUUCCUGUCAAAGUAUGACCCUGCCUGGGCACCAAAUCACAUCGACGACACCGCCAGGUAUGCCUUCGGCGCGCAGCCGGAGAUUGCCAAGUGGAAUCUGGAGAGGCUCAGCGAUGCGCUCACAGGCACUGCCUUCGUGAUGGAUCGGGAGCCGGAUGCCGGGGAGUGGCACCAAGGAGAGGAAUGGCUUGACAAAAAGUCCGCCCAGCUGGAGCUGACGCGCUUCCAGGGCCUCUUCCAGAAGUGCUACGUGGCGCGCAUGGAGCUCCGCCUCGGCUUAGCGCCUUCAGGAGCGCCCUGCGUCACCUCCGGCAGCAGCGGCUGCACGGUGCGGCGCUGGCUCCGUUGGCUCGAGGCCUCAGGCGCCGACUACGUGCGCGCCAGCAGGGGCCUGGCCGAGGCUUCGGACGCGGACGCGCUGGCGGCCCACGCUGGCGCCGACCCUGCCAAGAAUGCGGAGCUGAAAGAGAUCCUUGCAGAUUUGUCCAAGCUUCAGGGUGAGCACUGGCGCGAGUUGGUGCGAGCACGGGUGCCGGUGCUGGCCCCGCGGAGCCACGUGUUGCAGGAAGCGGCACGGAUGGUGGAGAUGGAGAAGCCAGGCGCUGUGGUGCGCGGCUUCCUCCAGGCCUUGCAGCAGCUUUUGCGGGAGCCCUUCGACCUCCAGCCCCAGGUGCUGACUGCUGCCCAUGAUGACCCCAGAUCUUUCUGGCGUGGCCGGGAUCUCUCUGCGGAGAGCCUCAGCGAGCAGUCUGCGGAACGCCUGCGCGAGCAGCUCAAAGAACGGCUGUCAGCAAUGCCACCGCAGAACCUGCAGCAGAUCAGAACCAGCUGUGGAGCGCAGUGACCCGAGCUG